UAUCUUUUGUUUUUGAUAAAUAUAUGUUUUAUACCGGUGUUUUAGCUGCAUCUUGUGUGUUAAUUGGUAACAACCGCCGAAAAUUUAAUACGCAGAACGACGUAAUAGCUGUGAAGAAAAAUAAAAGGGGCAAAUUGUGAAGGUUGUAGUCGUUACUACUCUGUCAGUUUUGCGUUGGAUUUAAACAUGGACGGGACAAAAACACUUCCAAAAAUGUCGACAUCUUUGGCUAAGUCUCUGAGCCAGAGGAAUUUUGACGCUGACAAAUUUGCCAAAAGCAUAAGCGCUCAGUCUGAUGGAGAUAAAGACUUGCAAGAAAACCGACAAAGAGUUCACGCUCUUGGAGAAGACACUGCUCAAAUAUUAAAGAAACAAGUUUAUCACAACUAUCAGCAGUUCAUCGAUACUGCAAAAGAAAUCUCAUUCCUUGAAGGAGAAAUGUUCCAAUUAAAUCACAUUCUCACUGAACAGAAGAACUUAAUGGACACAAUGACAACUAUAUUUGCUUCUAAAGCUAAAGAUGACUCCUCGAAGGAAGAUAGCAGCAAGAGAAAAGCUGAGGACAAAGCACUAGAACAGAAAAAGGCCAUGUCUGCACUGCGUGAUAAAAUGGAAGGAUGUGCCAACAUCAUAGACGCUCCAGGUCGUUACUUAGUUCAUGAUGGUGAUGUUUCAGAACUCGACACGGAUUCUUUUAAUCAGAUUUCAAAAAUUCACCUUUUUCUAUUCAAUGAUAGUCUUAUGGUGACCACCUGGGUUGGAACAAGACGCGGCAAUGCAGUUGCAGGAAAAUAUAAAUAUCAAGUCCUAAUACCAAUUGACACACUUGCUAUUGUUAAUGCCAGGGAUGUAGGACCUGUGAAGAAUGCUUUCAAUGUUCUUGUGCUUCCGGAGUCUAGAAUGUUUCAAUGCGAAAACUCAAAGGAAAAGAGAGAAUGGUUGGAAAUCAUGGAUUCCACGAAACGUAAGCAUCUGGCUGAUAGAGAAAAACCACCAGAACCUGACACACCAACCACUCCUAUGUCACCUACUAAGAUCUUCAAUCCUUUUAUGGAAAUGGAUAAGGAGGACACGGGAAGUCCGGAAAAACGAAAUGAAAAACUUCCGAAAGUGAUUGUUGGUGACCCACAUUUAAAUGAGGAAUGGAUUGUUGAAAUGCCAGAAGAUCUGGAUGUUUUUAUUGCACAAAGAAACUUUGAACAAGCAGUGGAAGUUAUAUUGAAAACCAAGGAAUUUCUAUCUGACAUCAGAGAUUGCCCUGCUAAAGUAGAAGUAGGAGAACAACUUCAUAAUCGAACCACACAAUUGGUGGAUGUGUUAUCGCGUGAGUUAAAGUCGUCUCCCGAUCGGAGUCUGCGAGGAGGCCCUCGUGUGGUGAGAAGACCGGUUGUUCUCCUUAUUCGAUUGCAUGAAACAUCCAAGGCUUGUAGUCUCUUUCUUUCAAACCGAAGCAGUGCAGUUACAUUCGCAAUCCGCCAACUAAGAACUGAGGGCUCCCUGUCCCUUUACAUUAGCAAGUUGUGUAAAGUUUUCUUUAACAACCUGGAAGAAACAGCUCGAGAAUUCAACCAAGCGUUCACGGAUAUAAAAGGCUGCUACUCGUCUUUUGUAGUUUGGAGUCGAAAUGAACUAACUUCAUUCGUCGAUACAUUUUCUCAACAAGUAUUCGGUCGUAAUGCUGAUAUUUCUGAGGUGGCUGAGUGUGUACAGAAUGCACAAUCUCACUGUGAGAGGCUCCACAACUUAGGUCUUGAUCUCAGCUUCCUCCUAAACAACCUCCUUCUCCCUCACAUCCAAUCCUCGCUCCGGGAUCACAAGCAGAAGAUCAUUGAUGCAACAAAACUCAGAAACUCCGAAGAAUUAUGGCGACCAAGUAACCUUGGAACACCACAGGCAACUGAAAGAUUAGUAGGCGAGAUGUUGCAGCUUGGUUUAAAGUCAUUUGUAGAUUAUUGCUACGACGGAUGUUUCUCAAGACUUACUGGUUCCACUCUUGCUUUUACAAGAGCUAUCCUGACACAUGUAGACAGUGCUGUGAAGAUGAUGUUACCUGACUUACAAAAGUCGAUUGUUGAAGGAACAGCAGAGGUUGUGAUGUCAUACACAGAGUUCACGCUUGGUUGCGUACAGAGUGAAACUGAGAGACCUGAUAAAGCAAAACUUAUAAAAGAAAACGCAAAAUUUGUGGCUGACUCUUUACUGCCACUUGUUGAAAUGAAGAUACAGAAAAGGAUCAAGCAAUCUCCCCGCCAACUAAAUGCAUUGAGAAAGGAAUUCGCAAGCAAAAUAUCUUCGAAAUAAAUCUUAAAUUAAACAAUCAAAAAUUACAUUCACUCCUAGUCCAUUUAUAUUAAACAUAUAUCUGCAUCCUUUUGUUGUUUAAGAAUAUAUUUGCUUUUGAUUUGCUUUGUCGAAAAUCAGGCAGAAGAUUUUAGAUCUAUAUAGCUGUAUUGAGUUUUUGUGCAAUAUAAAUAUGCUAAAAAUAUACAAGUGGUCGCUACUU
Messenger RNA from Ciona intestinalis (vase tunicate), 2503 nucleotides. NCBI's taxonomy places the organism in Eukaryota, Metazoa, Chordata, Ascidiacea, Phlebobranchia, Cionidae. The record is from RefSeq and is a predicted model, not a curated record.